Molecule: messenger RNA, 2142 nt
Organism: Diatraea saccharalis (sugarcane borer)
Lineage: Eukaryota; Metazoa; Arthropoda; Insecta; Lepidoptera; Crambidae
Source: the annotation of a GenBank genome assembly
UUCUAUUUAUAAUAAAUAUCAAUAUAUAUUCUCUACAAUAAUGUUGCCAGGCGUUAGGAUAAUGCUGGACAUAGGUAGGCUUUUUGAUUGCGUGUCCUACUUGUCUGGCUUUAGUUAAGCUUUUGACAUUGCGCGAACGAGCGAGCGCCAAGUGUGGCCGAGUGCAGGCUAGUCGACAGAUUUAUGACAAUAAUAAAAGUUUUUGUCAUACCUAUAAAUAUAAAGACAAAAUCCUCAAUAAUGUAGGGUGUCCGGCCUUUCUGCCCAAAUGUCUGGCCAAACUGGCUGGUCUGUCCGGCUAUUAGAUUUGACGAUCUGGUAACCCUAUCUACAUACCAUUUAAGGUCUGGUGUGGAAAUGUACCAAUAUAUAUCUAUAUGAGUAGAUUGCCUCAAAUGAGAGGUUUAGAAACCCUCGAUGUUAAAGCCUGAGAAUUAUAUCACAUUACAUUAAUUAAAUUACUUCCAGAUGACUGACAAUCUGUUACAGAUCGAUUUAAUGUGAAUGUGACUACCUUAAUAUUAUAUUAUAUAUAUAUAUAUAGUAAAAAUCUCAUUGAGUUAUAAUAAACCUUUGUCAAACUGUUGGAAUUAACACUGUUUUUAGUUUUUUUAAUACUUUUAUUAUUAAAGAAAACUAAAUAGUUUAAAAGUAGUACUAAAGUUAGUUCUCGUUUUAUAAGACUGAAAUAAAAUACAUUACAAAAAUAUUGCCGGUUAUUUUACAAAGAAGAAAAUAAAUAAAUAUUUUUUUGCUUGUAAGCAAAUUUCUGAAAAGUAAGUAUUAUUUUCGAGUUGUGAUUAUAUUAUAGUGUUGCAUAUAUUAUGGACUCAGUAUUUACAAAUAUAAGGUCAUUAAACACAAGUUAGUUUUUCGUCUAUGAAUAUUUAUUUCUGAAGGUCUGUAUUGGGGCAGAUUUGAACAAAAUCACUGGGGCACUUUUGAACAAAAAUUUUCAAAAGUGGUCAAAUUGCUUUUGAAUAAAAUGUUCAACAGUGCACAUAAAUAAAACAUGGGUAUUUAUUUUAUGAAAAUUAAGUAUCUUAAUGGGUUAAUUUUGUAUUGUCUUUACUGUCAUAAUGGUACGAAAUUAUAAAAAGAAAAAAGAAAAUGACGAAGAAGAUGCACAACGAGCUGCUUUUUUUUGCGUUAUCAACGACGGCAUGAAGCUGAGGAUCGCUGCUGCAAUAUACAACAUAAAACCAACUACUUUAUUUUGUAGAGUCAAAAAAUAUAAGGAGAAUAUAACUCCUAAAAAUGAAAAAUAUUGUAGCAAACACACUGUGCAUCAAGUUUUCACAAACGAUGAAGAGAGCAUGCUGGAAAAGUACUUUCUAAAAAUGUCUAAAAUUAAUUAUGCUCUUGUGUAUUGUAAACUGGAUAAAUAACAAUAUUGCGGGUAUUGAAUGGAUGAAAAACUUUUUGAAAAAAGGCACUCAGUAUUAUCUUUGCGAAAACCUGAAAAUACUAGCCUUUCUCGCUCAACAAGCUUUAAUAAAAAGUUGUUUCAUUUUUCAUAAUUAUUUUUUUAUAGCCAUUAAGGUUAAUUAGUUUGUUUAUUUUAUAUUUAACAUGUUUUAAAUUCCUUCCGGAGGAUUUUUGAAAUGUUGUAUUUUUUGAGAUACUUAUGAAUGUUAUUACUUUUUACUAUUGUUUCGCAGUAUCUUAUUUGAUCUCGGUUGUAACUAUAAGUUUGUUACUCUUGUUCAAGACUGCCCCAGGUGGUUUUGAGUUUUAUAUAGUUUAUGCAAUUAAAAUUUAUUCUAAGAAAUAAAUGAAAGUGUAAUAUGAUACUAUUAGAUACAAAUAACAUAAAUAUACUGUUGAUUAUAUUCUUAGUUACAUGGUUUUCAUUUUAUCAUGGUUUUUCUAAACUGCCCCAAUGCAUUUCAAAUAUGCCCCAUCCACGGGGCACAUUUGAACAAAAUUGAGUUUAAAAAACAGAAAUUUUGUUACAUUUAACAAGUCAAAAUAAAUAAAUAUCAUUUUUUUUAUGUAGCAUAAGACCCAUAUCUAAUAUUAAAAUAAAUUAAAUCUUGAUUGGUAAUACCAUACAAGAAAUAUUAUAUUUUAUUUAAAAAGUGUUCUAAUGUGCCCCCCUCUCCCCUAGGCGGUUUUUGGGUUCUACUCUGUGAGAUUAAU